CCAUGGUAAUCUUCUCUGUAUCGUUCCAAUUUUAACGGAUGUCCCGAAGGACAAGCCCGAGCAUUUAGCCAGUAGCUGCGCCUCCCUUUUCAUCGUCCCCACCCCCAAUCGAAUAACAGCAGUGAGAGAAGAAUAUAGCGUAGUUUUAUAAAAAGAAAAGCAAAACAAACAAACAAUAAAAAAAAACUCUUUUGUCCCUUCAUACCGCCCGGGCGCCACGUAGGGGCCGCCCAAUUCUCGCUUGUUCAAAGGCUGUUGACGUCACCGGGACUUCUGCACCGCUUCUCCUCAAGCUGGAAACCACUACCAGUAGUCGCCAUAGCCAAAAUCGCCAUAGCCAAAACUUUCCCAACUUUGUUCUCCUCCUUUCCCCUGUCGAUGUCUGUUGCUUACCCUUGGUUCUCGGCGGAAAACCGAAGUCUUGGCCGCACACGAUCUGUCAUUCAUUGCGCCUGACGGCGACCGUCCUUCCCCAACACAACGCACCCUCAUUUUGGCUGUACCUGACCUGAAAUAUAGCUUGUAUACAAUCAUUACCAGGGUGCGCUAUGUUCGGGGGAAGACUCCUCCUCCUCCUCCUCCUCCUCCUCUAUUCGGCGUCAUCAAAAUCGUCUCGUGAAUUCCCCUGAGUCAGUAACAUCCUGCUUCUUCUUCUUCUUCGUCGUCGUCGUCGUCUUCCUCCUCUUUUUCUUCUUCCUUUUCUUGUUCUUGCUCUUCGCCCUCUUCUUCUUCAGUCCGACCUCCUCCUCCUCCUCCUCCUCCUCCUCCUCCUCCUCCUCCUUCUUCCUCUUCUUCUUCUUCUUGGUUUCCCUCCUCUUUUUCAAUCAACAACAGCCUUCUUCUUCCGACUUUCUUCCUCUUCUUCUUCUUUCUCUGUAUUUGUUUCCUUCUUCUUCUUCUUCUUCUUCUUCUUCUUCUUCUCUUUGUCUUUCUUCUAUGGUUGAAACUACAAAGGUUAUGUUCAUAUCUUCAGUGUACCUUUGUGGGGACUCUCUUCCCUCUUCCAGCUUUUACUAAGUUGUUCACUUCACGAAAUUUUAUUUGCGUGAUUGGUUUUCGAUUUGCAAACACUGCGCCGGUCGGUCAUAUGCUGCUGCUUCGUCGUCAGAAGCUUCUCGGUCUUCGUGGUCAGUGUUCGAACGAAUCAUAUGUAAACAUAGCUAUAUUGUCGUGGUCGUCAUCACACGGCUGGUGCUCCGGGGUUGAAGGGGAGGCUAUGAGAAGCUGGCGACACGUGGCAGCUUAUCGUAGCCCUGGAAUCUGGUCGCCCAGUGUGAAACCAGGCUGUGCGACCUUCUUUGUCGCACAGUCAGGCUUCUUUGCUCGUCUUCUUGACGGCCAUCGCCAUCGCCAUAGCCAUCGCGAUCGCGAUCGCGAUCGCGACGUGUCUCGGAAAGAGAGUGAAAGCGACAAAAGGAGGACGGAGAGUAGCAGUCAGUGUUUGGCGCGCGGUGGGCGCUUGAGGGAGGACGGCUGCCAUCGCCACGUGUCACGUGGAGGGCGCUUGUGGGAGGACGGCUGCCAUCGCCAAUCCUUCCCAGUUGAGGGAAGAAUGAAGAACGGCGGAAGCGGAUCGGGAUGGGGAUCGGAUGGAGAUCAGCCGAAGAAGACCGUAGCUAUCAUUGGCGCCGGCAUUGCAGGCGUGGAGGUGAAGUAUGGUUGUUAUGUGGGGAGCUUCAGAAGGGAGUCGGACGACGAAGGGAGGGCCGGCGGCCAUUGGAUCCUGAAGUCAACGGACGAGAUUGACUUGGGAAAAUAUCAUGCUCUUGUAAUUUCGGAUAAGAAUUUGUCCAAUGAGAGGUUCACAGCACUGACGGGUUUGCCGCCUCCACUUGAGUUUGCAGGUGUUCCUGACAUGAAGAAGAAGAUGGAAUCUGUGCUGUCAAGGCCAUGCUUUGCUCUUAUGCUUGCUUUCAGGCAGCCUUUAGAACAGGUGCCGUUCGAUGGAGCAACCAUCGAGGGCUCGGAUCUGAUCUCUUGGGCGGCAAGAGACAGCAGCAAACCAAGAUGGAAAAUGACUUUUGACGAUCUGAAGGAUCCCCCAAAGAAGCUGGACCUGGAGUGUUGGGUGGUCCAUUCAACGGCAGAAUACGCAGCCAAGCGUAUUGCUGAGGCGCCGAAGAGGGGCAAGCCGUCGGCCGAGCUACUCGCAUCUGUUGGAGAUGAGUUAUUUCGCGAAUUCAAGACAAUCAUAGACGCUGAUGCGCCAGAGCCAUGCUUCAUGAAGGCGCAUAGAUGGGGAGGUGCAUUUCCCACAACUGCAGCAGCACCUGAGGGGGGAUGUCUUGCUGACUCAGCAAUGCAGAUAUUUGCCUGCGGAGAUUUCUGCACUGGACCGCGCAUCGAUUUGGCGAUAUGGAGUGGUCUUUCUGCUGCAAAAGCUGCAUCUGCUUCCCUGCAAAAGACACCAAGAUUGUGACGCGACCUGUCUGGUGCAAAACUUGUCGUGCAAAAGACACCGCGACUGUGAUGAUGUGCCUUGCUGACUCAGCGAUGCGGAUACUUGCCGUGCAAAAGACACGCCGACUGUGAUGAUGUGCCUUGCUGACUCGGCGAUGCAGAUACUUGCCGUGCAAAAGACACCACGACUGUGACGAUGUGCCUUGCCGACUCAGCGAUGCGGGUACUUAGUUGCCUGCAUAAAUGUUUUUCUGCUGCAAAGUUGGCGAUAUGUGUCGCAGGGUCUUUCUGCUGCAAAGUUGGUGGUCGCUGCCUCACAGGAGAAGGCAAGAAGAUUUGAAUGAUAUAUGCGACAUGAAAUGAUGCAACUCAAUGGCAUCAUGACAUGGGAUUGGAUUACAGAACGUAGGAAGUACGGGGAGACUUCCGUGAACUGUUUUCCUUGUCUCAGGUACUAAUCACAGACAUUAUUAUUGGGCGCUCAUUCUUCAUUUGAGGGUGGAGGAUUUUCUUUCUCGCUGGCCAUUCUCUGAUGACAAUUUCACAUUUCCUCC
This is a messenger RNA of Chara braunii, 2954 nucleotides long. The record is from the annotation of a GenBank genome assembly. NCBI's taxonomy places the organism in Eukaryota, Viridiplantae, Streptophyta, Charophyceae, Charales, Characeae.